Caenorhabditis remanei is the source of this 1662-nucleotide messenger RNA. RefSeq lists its product as uncharacterized. NCBI's taxonomy places the organism in Eukaryota, Metazoa, Nematoda, Chromadorea, Rhabditida, Rhabditidae. The record is from RefSeq and is a predicted model, not a curated record. The transcript is spliced from 9 exons. The coding region runs from base 1 to 1662 and encodes 553 amino acids.
AUGGGUGGAUUUUUGUCUCAUCUGACACCGGAAAAGAACACUGAAGUACUUGAUGCAACAUGUGGACCAAUUCGUGGGAAUAUUUACAAACAUGGUGAGAAGAUAGUUGAUGGAUACCUUGGAAUUCCAUAUGCAAAACCACCAGUUGGAAAUCUUCGUUUCAAAAAACCAGUGGCUGCUGACAAAUGGUCCGAGCCUCUGAAUUGCUAUGAAUAUGGACCAGGAUGUCCACAAGCUGGAAACUUUUCUGUGCUGUGUCACGAUUGGAUGGUAUUCGAUGAAGAGAAGUGUUUGAAUCUGAAUGUAUUUGCUCCGAGAUGGAAGUCUGACGAGUUUCCAAAAGGUCUUCCCGUAAUGGUUUACAUUCAUGGUGGUGGCUUCGAAGUGGGCUACUCUGCGUACUCCCAUGAUUACUCUCUAACUGGAACAAUUCCUUUGAGAGAUGUGAUUGUUGUGUCUAUUAACUACCGUCUUGGACCACUUGGUUUUCUCACGACUGGUGAUGACGUGGCAGUUGGAAACUACGGACUUUGGGAUCAGACUCUAGCGUUACAAUGGGUUCAAGACCAUAUUGGUUCAUUCGGAGGAGAUCGAGAUAAUGUGACAAUCGCUGGAACAAGUGCUGGAGGGAUAAGUGUAGAUUUACUGGCAUUGAGCCCAUUUUCGAAUAAACUUUUCCAUCGGUUCUACGCAAUGUCUGGAACUGCUUACUGCACAUUCGUUUUCCGUUCAAAACACGAUGAAGCUCAUGUCUGUGAAGUUUUUGCCAAGUACCAUGGGUACACGGGAAAUGAUUCUCAAAGUUUGCUUGAAUGGUAUCAAUCUCAACCUGUUGUGAUAUUCAAAAAGACAGCUGAAAUUCCACGAGAUUUCUCUGGAUUCAUCUACUUUGGUCCUAAUUUCGAUGGCGAUUUCUUCCCGAAACCAAUGGAAGAAUUGAGAAAAGAAGCACCAAAACUAGACGCAAUGAUAACAAUUGGAGAGUAUGAAGGGCUGGGAAUGAUAAUGAUGAAUCCCGCAUGUCCAGAUCGACACAAUCAUUUGAAGAACUUGAAAACGGCUAUCGCUGAUGCAUACAGUCCUGAAGUGGCGAAAAAUCAUGAAGCCGUUCAGAAGAAACUAUUUGACGCUUAUACGAAAGACGUUGAUUUAACAGAUCAAGGAGUUGUUGUCAAGAAACUUGUCGAGUUUCUCGGUGACUACAUGUUCAACUCUCCAGCUUUGGAAACUGCUAAAUCUUGCUCUUCAAAUGGUAACAACGCAUAUUUAGCCUCGUUCGAUUAUUUGAUGAAAACUGAAAGUGUCGAAAACCCGAUACUUGGAGAGUUGCCAUUUAAAGCAGCUACUCAUGGAUCUGACCAUCCAUAUAUACUGGGAGAUAGAAUUACGGAAAAGUUUGAUCCGACAGAAGAAGAUUUCAAAGUUAUGGAAAUGAUGGGAACACUUGUAAGCAAUUUUGUGAAAUAUGGAAAUCCGAAUGGGAAAAAUAAGUCUGGAAAUUGGGAGAAGUACAAUCUGAAGCAACCAAACAAAUAUUUCAAAAUAGAUUAUCCGAAAAGUGAAAUGAGAGAGAAUUUCCAAAAUGGACGUCUGGAAGUUUUUGAAGAAAUCAAGAAGGAUGACAUCAGAUAUCAGAAUAUUAUUCUAGGAAAUAUUAACUGA